AUGGCUGUUCCUCAACCUGGUGUCAUCAUAGACAUAAGUCAGAAGCCUCCUGAUGAUGGACCUUACACGUAUGGAGGUAAUGGUAACCAAGAUGUCCAGCUUGUGAGAACUGAGGAUCCUCCUGACUCUGGUUUCUUUAAGUUCACACAUAGCCCAUCCAGUGGAGGAUCUGGAGAUACUUUCCAUGUAGAAAAGGUUAUGUCUGGAGCUACUCCAGUUUCAGAGUUAAAACAGGCUGAAAAUAUUGAGCAUCUAGCAGUAUGGUAUUAUUCCGGAGAUAGACACCAUAAUCAACCUAUUCUCAUAGAAAUUGAGAGGAAAGAUACCGGCUAUGAUUAUCGUGAAACUAAGGGAAGUAGUACUGAAUGGAAUACUGCUGGAAGUUCUCAAUCUCAACUCAAAGGUGAAAAACUUGAGCAAAGACUGGAAUAUCUUAACUGCAAACAUAAUAACGCACUUACCGCAAAUCUCACCUUUCAGAAUUCUAGCACUCUUUCUGAUAAACAUCACGGUGGUAAGAAUAAGUACUGUUGCUAUUACCAUAAUCCUGGGGGUGUUAAUGACCUAGGAAAUAUCACUGUUGAGAAAGUAAAGAUUUAUUGCACAGGGAAUCAUAACAGUGCCGACUGCUACAAGCAUGAGGUUGAUACUUCUGAUGGAUCCACAGUUGCAAAGAUUAAGUACGAUAUUACAGAUGGUGGUGGAGUUAGAAAGCGCAUAAAGUCUGAUGGUCUUUCCUUUCCCGUCACAGGUUCUGUUACUGUUUAUGUACUAUACUGUGAUCGAAAUCCAGCUCUUAUUUAUGUUAAAGGAACUGGGCAAAGCAAAUGGUACAAGAAACCUAAUGGUAGUAGUAAUGAUAUUAGUGGAGAUGAAAACUGGACAGAUGUCACUCAUACUCUUGAAGGUGCAACACCUAAACAUUUCGGUAAACUUGAACGUAACCAAUGGAAUGCACUUGUGAAUGUACUGAGGACGUUUCCCGGAUGUAGAAGCUUGGGAACAUGUCCUCCACCUCCUAAACCUCCUCCUGCUCCUCUUGGACCUCAAGGACCUCCUUCUGGUGGUAGUACUAGUGGUAGUGUUGCUGAUGGACUUACUACUGAACCUACCCAAGCUCUUCCUUCUGGAGGUGCUAGAUCUGAAGAAGGGUCUAAAAAACUUCCUAGUGAUGUUGUUGCUGGAGGACAAGAAUCUGGUACUAGUCUACCUGCUAGUCCUCAAGCUUCUGUUGUUUCUGAAUCUGCUGCUCUUGCUGAUGUAGCCUCUGGUGGUAUUCUUGCUGGUUCUGCAGGGUCCGGAUUGACUGGUUUCUUGGGAUAUAGGUUCUACCAAAGCUUUAAAGGAAAUCCAUGGGUUGGGCAGAUUUAG
Messenger RNA from Theileria equi strain WA, 1371 nucleotides. RefSeq lists its product as hypothetical. The coding region runs from base 1 to 1371 and encodes 456 amino acids. The transcript has a single exon. The record is from RefSeq and is a predicted model, not a curated record. NCBI's taxonomy places the organism in Eukaryota, Apicomplexa, Aconoidasida, Piroplasmida, Theileriidae.